ACUCCAUAGAAACCAAUCCCCCUUCUCUCUCUCUCUCUCGCGCCUCGCUGCCCCCAUUCCAUUCCCCCGUCGUCGAUCGCCCUUCUUCCCCAACCUAUCUUUCGCCGACUCUCGUCUCGCGCUCUCCCUUGGAAGAACAAAGCUCGUUCCUUUUCAGGAAGGAGGGUGGCGCGGUGGACGGGGGCGCGGAGAAGGUAGAGAGACGACAUGAGAUGGGAUCGAACCCUUGUGUGAUGCGCUUGAGCACUGCUACUGCGUCGAGUCAGGCGGAGUUGUUCGCAUGGAGAGGUUACGGGCGGCGGCGGCAGCGGGGGAAUCGGACGCUCUGAUCGCGACGCUGACGAACGCGGUGCAGGCGCUCGGCCGGGGAUUCGACGUCACCUCCGACGCGCGGCUCCUCUACUGCAAGGGAGCGCCCGGGUCCCGCCUCGUCCUGCUCGACGACACGCGGACGAGGAGCUUGGUCAUUGCAGACGACGGCGGCAGCGGCAGCGGCAGCAGCAUCGGCCAGAUCGUUCUCCCGGAUGUCCUCUUGGACGUCAAGAUCUGCAGGGAGAGGGACCGGCGGGAACCCUCUCGCGUCUGUAAUUUCCAACAGAUGGCUGAGCAUUUCAAUAAGAAGUCAGGUUUAUCUGGAACAGUACCUCUUGGUAGCUUUAACUCAAUGUUCAGUUUCACUGGAUCAUGGAAAGUCGAUGCUGCAGCAACGAAAGCCCUUGCCAUGGAUGGUUUUUAUUUUCCUUUAUAUAAAGCCAAACUUAUAAGUGAUGAUUUAUUGCUCCGGGAUGAUGUCAAGCGUGCUGUUCCUCACAGUUGGGAUCCACCACUGUUGGCUAGCUUCAUUGAGAAUUUUGGCACCCAUAUUAUCACAUCAGUUACUAUUGGUGGUAAAGAUGAAUUGUAUAUCAAGCAACACCAUUCAUCUCAGUUAUCAGAAUCAGAAAUUGAGAAGUAUGUUAAGGACAUUGGGGAUCAGAGAUUCUUGAACAUGGAACACCAAACGCUUAAUGCCCCCUUGAAUUACAAAGAGAAGGAUGUUACUGUAAUCUUUAGAAGGAGGGGCGGUGAUGAUCUUGUCCAAAAUCAUGCAGAGUGGGUGCACACCAUUUCUUCAGCACCAGAUGUCAUCAAUAUGACUUUUCUUCCUAUUGUUUCUCUUCUGAAUGGACUACCUGGAAUUCAGAAUCUAUCUCGUGCUGUUGACUUAUAUUUGGAGUAUAAGCCCCCCAUAGAGGAACUGCAGUAUUUUUUGGAGUUUCAAGUACAGAGAGUUUGGGCUCCAGCACCUGUUAACAUUCCUGGACACCAGAGAAAGGAACCUGUAUGCCCUUCUCUUCAGUUCAGCUUAAUGGGCCCCAAGCUCUACAUUAGCACAGAACAGGUAUCUGUUGGCCGUAAACCCGUCACUGGCCUCAGGCUAAGCCUUGAAGGAAGCAAACAAAACCGACUAGCCAUCCAUUUGCAGCAUCUUGCAACCUUACCAAAGAUAUUCCUACCUCACUGGGACUCCCAUGUUGCAAUUGGCCCGCCUAAGUGGCACGGCCCCGAGGAGCAAGAUUGCCGCUGGUUUGAACCCAUUAAGUGGAAGAACUUUGCACAUGUUAGCACCGCUCCGAUUGAGAGUACCGAAACAAACAUUGGUGAUCUAUCUGGCGUCUACAUAGUAACAGGAGCUCAGCUGGGGGUAUGGGAUUUCGGUGCCAAGAGUGUCCUACACCUCAAACUAUUGUUUUCCAAGGUCCCUGGGUGCACCAUACGGAGAUCAGUAUGGGAUCAUAAUCCAUGCCCUACCUUCCCCCAGAAAUUAGAUGACACUUCAUCUUCCACUUCAGGGGACAAUUCCAAGCUUGCAAAGAUUGUUGACAUGACAGAGAUGUUGAAGGGGCCACAAGAUGUACCAGGCCACUGGUUAGUCACAGGAGCUAAGUUAGGGGUUGAAAAGGGGAAGAUUGUUGUCCGUGUAAAGUAUUCCUUGUUGAACUAUUGAUACUGAUGUUACUUGUCCAAAUCUUGCUUGUUGUAUUCACCUUCCUGUGAGGCAUUCUUUCUACGGGUAGCAUGCGUUGUUUUGUUCUUCCUGUACAUUUCUAGACAUAAAAUGUUGUUUAUCACAGGGUUUUUGUUGAUGUCUUCCUUUUUCUCA
This is a messenger RNA of Musa acuminata subsp. malaccensis (wild Malaysian banana), 2143 nucleotides long. RefSeq names its product MACPF domain-containing protein CAD1. Gene Ontology annotation, biological process: plant-type hypersensitive response; regulation of salicylic acid mediated signaling pathway. Lineage: Eukaryota; Viridiplantae; Streptophyta; Magnoliopsida; Zingiberales; Musaceae. The record is from RefSeq and is a predicted model, not a curated record. Gene Ontology annotation, cellular component: plasma membrane.